GUAACUUUGGUUGUUGAACGUGAAUAAGAGUUCUGAGUGUUCUCCCGUGGAAUAGUCUCAACGAUCAUCAUCGUUGGGGAAACCACGUUAAUCUUGGUGUGUUGCAAUCCUUGUUUAAGGUUUAUUGACAUGGUAUCAGAGCAUCUCUGAUUCGAUUUUUGGUUGUGGGUUCUCUGCCGUUUCUGUUCUUGUGCGGAUUCAUCUUCGUGGUUGGGUAUUGGUAAGCUGCCGUUCUUGUUUUGUGCAGCAGCUUUGUGGUCUCCGCCGUUCAUUUUCUUGCGCGGAUUCAUCUUCGUGGUUCGGUAUUGGUAAGCUACCGUUCUUGUUUUGUGCAGCCGCAUUGUGGUAGGUGUUGUUUGUGGUCUUCACCUCCUGUUCUCGGCCGCAUUCCUGUUGGUUUUCUUAUCUUUGGUUGAUGUCGAGUUGUUGGGUUAAUUGUCAGGCUAUCUAUCCACUUUGUGAAACCAUGGAAGGUUCCAAACUUGAGGCUGUUACUGCUAGGCUGAAUGGAAAAAUUUCCCUUUACUGAAGCGCCUCCUCCCUAUACUUGAUGGGUCUUCUCCGGCGAAAGAAUCUACUACUUCUAAGGCUCUGACAUACUGGGCAAUUGAGAAUGCCCAAGUCAUGUCCUCGAUCCUGUGGUCGGUCAAGCCCGCCAUGGCUCUGAGUCUCCGGGGGUUCACUACUACCGCUGCUAUGUGGAAACAUCUCCACGACAUUCACUCCCUGGUGAAUGCAUCUCGGAAAUUCGAGCUUGAUAUUAAGCUCGCUUCUUUGCAACAGGGCGAUUUAGAUGUCCGCUCCUACUAUCAAGCGACUUUGAAUUUGUGGACCAAGCAAGAUUUAUUAACUGCCUCCCUGGUGUCCACAUCAGCCUCGACUGAGGUACUUAAAGAGCGGGCUACCUCUCAUUUGAUGCAUUUUUUUAAUGAAGCUCAAUCCAGCGUUUGAGGGUAUUCGGUCUUCUCUCCUUCACCGGAAUGUUGGUUCUGUCGAGGAAGUGCUGGGUGAAUUGGUAAGGGAGGAAACGCGCCUUCGCAGUCAAGCAAAGCUUGAUCUUCAUGCUUCUGAUUCCGGUGCGGUGUUUGCCGUUCAGUCGGGCCGUCCUCAGUUCUGACGAACUCCUUCGGGCGAGAUCAUUUGCUACCACUGCAAGGAACAUAGCCAUGUUUAGGUUCGUUGUCCGAAGCGUGUUGUGUGCAACUACUGUAAAGCGUCGGGACAUGUGAUUGGAGAUUGUCCCGUCCUUUCUCGUCGUGGACGAGCUCGACCUGGGUCGGGCUCACGGGCUGUCUCUCAUGGUGACAAUCAUUCGGCUGCUACCUACAAGUCUCUUGUUGGUCGUGGAUCCUCUGGCAAUGUUUAUGCUACUCAUUAUGCUCCGCCUACUUCCACUACAUCCUCUGUUGCAGUUUCCUCGAAUGAGUUUCGUUGCUUAAUAUGUGAAGCUUUGCAGGGAAUAGCCUCACCAUCUACGACGGUGGCCUUCGCCACUGGUACAAUCUCUCGACCUCUUUCUCCUUAGCAUCUUGAUUCUGCUGCUGUGAAUCACAUGACCAGUGAUUGGUCAUAUCUUACUCAUGUUCGUCCUAGUUCUGGUAUUACGUUGCAAGUAGCUGAUGGGUCUCAUAUUUCUGUUCAUGGUAUUGGGACUGUUCGGAAUUCUCACAUGGAGCUGCCACAUACAUUUUAUGUUCCGAAAUUAGUUCCCAAGUUGGUUUCAGUGGGCCAACUUGCUGAUGAGGGUUGUAGAGUUGUGUUUGAUGCUCAUGGUUGCGCUGUGCAGGACAUGAUGACGGGCCAGGAGAUCGGGAGAGGGAGUAAGUACGGACGGGUGUAUAUGCUUGAUGACUUUUCUAGGCAGCCUGUUGAUCGAGGACGACAGUUUGAGUUGCCUAGUGAAGCCGCAAGCAAUACACGUUCUACUGCUGUGGUAUUGUUGUCCCGUUCCCCUUUAUCUUUUUAUAACACUAGUUUUUUAGUACCACUGUCGGAUUGGGAUUUGUGGCAUUAUCGAUUAGGACACCCUCAUAAGUUGAGAUUAUUUGAUAUGUUUAAGAAUAAGUGGUUGUCUGGCACAGUUGCACUAUUCCUGAUCAUGAUUGUGUUCAUUGUGUGGAGGCUAAAAUUUCACAGCGGUCUUUUGGUACCAACCUUACUGAGUACUCGGAACCUUUUGAUUUAGUUCAUACUGAUCUUUAGGGCCCUUCUCUUGUCACUGCUCGUUUGGGGUUUCGCUAUUUUGCUCUCUUUGUUGAUUAGGUCACUCGCUUCACGUGGAUUUAUGUUCUUAAACAGAAAUCUGAGUUGAUUGAUGUUGCUCGAGAAUUUAUCCAGAUGGUGUCUACACAAUUUGGCAAGGUGAUCAAGAUACUGCGGUCCGAUCCUGGUGAUGAAUUUGUGUCUCACCCGCUCCAAGACAUGUUCCGUCAGACAGGGAUUCUUUCCCAACAGUCCUAUCCUGGUGUAUCCCAACAAAAUGGGGUGGUUGAACGCAAAAAUUGCCACGUUCUGGAGCUCACUCGUGCCUUGCUCUUUCACUCGCAAUUUCCUCCUAGAUUCUGGGUUGAGGCGGUUCAUACUGUUGUUUAUCUUAUCGAUCGUCAGAUUACUCCAGUUCUUGAUCAGCGUAGCCCCUACCAGGUCCUCUUCUCUCGACUUCCUGAUUAUACAUGGCUUCGCGUUUUCGGGUGUGUUUGCUAUGUUCUUCUUCCUCGUCGAGAGCGUCACAAGCUCUCUCCUGAAGCUGUCAAGUGUGUAUUUGUCGGAUACAGUAACAAACACAAGGGCUACGCUUGUUAUGAUGUUGCUGCUCAUCGUCUUCGCAUCUCAUGUCAUGUUGUGUUUUUGGAACACAACCCAUAUUAUGCUUCAGACACAUCUAUUAACACCUCACAGUGGGAUUUCUUGGCACGAUUACCUUCCUUCCCAGCAGCUCCAGCUUCGCCUGACCUGGAUGAUGUGGAUCCUCCUCUUACGUCGCCCCAUACAAGCUUGUUGUCAUUCACAUCUGAUUCGUCACCCUCCCUGACCGCCUCGGCUUCCUCCUCUUCCUCGCAGUCCACAUUGGGUUCUUCUACUUCAAAGGUUGCGGAGGUUCCUCCUCUUAUAAGGUCUAAUCAGGCUAACAAGGGACAACCCCCUGCCAGCCACUCAGACUUUGUUGCCUACUCAGCAGUCUGAAACUUAGGCGUAUAAACAAGCUCAAGGUCUUGCGCGAUGGGAAGCAACCAUGGAUACUGAAACUCAGGCGUUAGAGGCGCAACAUACCUGGAUCUUGUGCCUCGACGUCCAGAGUACACGGUUAUCGACAGUACGUGGGUGUAUGCACUGAAGUGUCAUCCUGAUGGCUCGAUUGAACGCGAGAAGGCUCGGGUUGUGGCUCAAGGAUUUAAACAACAGUUUGGAGUAGACUACGAGGAAAUAGUUGCUCUUGUUGCUAAAAUGCAAACGGUGCGAAAGUCUUAUUGUCGUCGCGGCUAUGCAGGCUUGGUCGUUGGUUGAGUUAGAUGUCAAGAAUGCCUUCCUGCACGAGGAGUUGAAUGAAAUGAUCUAUAUGGAGCGGUCUCCAGGUUAUGCCAAGGGCGAUAAGUCUAUGGUUUGUCGUCUUUGGCGGUCCCUCUAUGGCUUGAAGCAGACUCCUCGUGCUUGGUUUGAGAAGUUUCAGGCCACUGUUCUUGAGCUGGUUUUGUUCAGAGUGCUAAUGAUAUGUCUCUCUUCCUACAUCGCAAGGGUCGAGGUAUUACUGUCCUCCUUAUUUAUGUAGAUGAUAUGAUUAUCAGUGGUAAUGACCAGGAGGGAAUCCAAUCUCUCACUGCCUCUCUUCGUGAGGCCUUCAAUCUCAAGGAACUGGGGACAUUAUCUUACUUUUUGGGCCUGGAAUUUGAUUGCUCUGCCACAGGUUUUCAUGUUUGCUAGCAUAAAUACAUUUUGAUUUCUUAGAAGUGGCGCAGAUGGAGGCCUGUGUUCCUUGUGCUACUCCCAAAAUUUGAAGUUGACACUUUCCUCUAGUGAGCUACUUCCAGAUGGUAAGCUAUAUCGCCUUAUUGUGGGGAGUUUGAUAUAUCUAACUCACACUAGACCUGACAUUGCUUAUGGAGUUCAGGUGGUUAAUCAGUAUAUGUUGGAUCCUCGCACUACUCACUAGCUUGCUGUUAAGCGUAUCAUGCGCUAUCUGCGUGGAACGUAGUCUGUGGGUUUGUUCUUUCUGGUUGGGGCAGCCCUAUUCUGGAAGCCUAUGCAGAUGGUGAUUAUGUCGGUUUCUUGGAUACUCGCCGAUCGACAUCCAGGUGGUGUGUGAAAUUUUGCUCUUCAUUUGUUUCCUGGCGAUGCAAAAAACAAGAGCGGGUGGCUAAGUCUUCCACUGAAGCGAAGUAUCGAUCCAUGAGUGAAGUCACCUCGGAAUUGGUGUGGCUACAACGCUUAUUUGUUGAUUUUGGGGGUGGUAUGUCGCAUUCCUAUUCGCCUCUAUGCGGACAACAUAAGUGCCAUUCGGAUUGCGACUAACCCAGUUCUGCAUGAUCGCACUAAGCACAUCAAGGUUCAUGUGCCUUAUAUACGGCAACUGGUGACUGAUGGGAUUAUCGAUCUUACCUACAUUACAUCUGAAGAUGAGACUGCCGACCUAUUAACCAAGGCGGUGGCAUCAGCUCAUAAUUGGUUCCUUGCUCACAAAUUGAUGUUGCGUCAGCACAUCAAUUUGAGGGAGGGUGUUAGAAGAUAAAGAUUUUAGUACCUUAUUGUAAUUAGCCGUAUAUAAAUAUGUUAAUUUUUGACGUGGAUUAGGGUUAGUAUGGGAGGCCGAGAUAUAUACUCGAGUAAAGGGUUGUAGCUUUUGUAACUUUUGUUGCUGAACGUGAAUAAGAGUUCUGAGUGUUCUCCCGUGGAAUAGUCUCAACGAUCAUCAUCGUUGGGGAAACCACGUUAAUCUUGGUGUAUUGCAAUCCUUGUUUAAGGUUUAUUGACAAGAUAAUCGUUGCAUGUGUCGUUUUACAUUAUUGGACUUUACAGUCACUAUUUCUCAUAUCUUACUGUACUAUAUGACAAAUCAGCAUAGUGUGUAUAGAGUAGGGUGUGCUAUUUAAUAGCCGAUGAGUAUGUUAUUUAUCAAACCCAGGCGGUUUAUGUACUCUUACUUUAGCAAAUUACAACUUAUCUAACGGUAGAAAUGUUGUUUUAAGCUAUUAAACUAAACAAACAAGUAACUAAAAUGAGGUUGAAUUCAAGUGAGAGAGGCGGAGAGCUUCACUCGGAUGAUUAUCCUCUAGUCUUGUGUUGAGAUGAUCAUGAUGACUUGAUGCUCUGGUGUGAUUUGCAUAUUAGAAAUACCGUUAAGAAAUCAAAACUAGUUAGGAGUUCCUACUUGAGUUGUCCUAAACUGUCUUAUUGCUUUAAUCGGAGAGGCAUACCAAACUACCGAAUUAGGAAAUUAGGGUAACCAAAUCCGCUCACUCGGGAAAUGACCAAGAACAACAUACAGAGACCUAUCAUGCUCGUUCAUGGCUCUCCUACAAUGAUUGAAUAGUGACCCAAAUUACCAUAAGGAGAUCUUUUCUCUCUUAAGUGAUUUGCCUCUAAUUUGAGAGAAUUGAUCAAGGACACUCAAUUUUUAUGAUAAAUACUCAAUUAAUGUAUAAUUAAACAUGCCAAUCACAACAUGGAGUUCACAAUAAUUAGUCUACAACAUCUUAGACUAGGGUUCGCUUCAUCCAAGUUAAAGGAUUAUCUACUAACAUAAGAGAAAAACUACAACUAAAGAGAAGAAAAAGCUCAUGGAAAGAUGAUUCUCAUUUUUGUUAAUUGCUUGAGAUGCUGUCAAAGAUGAAAUGUGGCCUCCUUUUGUCUUAGGUAGGUGAAAUUCCUCUCCAAUCUUCCUUCAUUGAUCGCUUUCUCUCUCUAGCAUGUGGAAACAGAAACUAAUCCCAUUCUAAAACUCUUCUCCCUUUGAAAUCUUAUCUCUUGUUUUUAUACCCGACAAUACACAUUUCACGAUCAUCUUUCACACCCGUGAUGUGUGCAUUGAAACUGUGAUCUCAGAACAAAAAAGCAUUGUUUCACAUACACACUUCACGCGCCCUGAGCUAGUAAUCCGUGCAAUCCCGCUAGACGUCCGAAUGCUCCUGGAAUUUUGCACACUUCAUGAUUUCAUUGUAUACUUCAUGUUCUCCUAUCCGUGACAAUUUUCUUUGAACCAUGAUCCAUUCAAUUUUCAGCACCUGGUCCCGUUUUCGAUCCAUUUUUUCCAACUUUCGAUCCUUGCAAUUUCGCCCAUUUUGCUUGCUAUAGCCUGAACAUACUAAAACAUUCAAAAACCUAGCGUAAAAUGGCUCCAAGGAUGAUAUUAUACAAGUCAAAACAUAGUAAAAUGGGUCAAAACAUGUAUAGAAUGACUCGAAUCACCAAUCGACAUUAGCAAAGUAAUAGGAGAGAUACACAACUUAAUGAGAAUGUUACAACCUUCUUGGUUGGAGCAAUGGAAUUGCACAACGGACAAGAAGAUGGUCAAAAUUGAUUAUGGGAAAAUAGUAGUUUAUCAGAAAACAACCUUUUCUUUGAAAUAGAAAUGUGCAAUUUUAUUUCUAAAAAAUCUGCUCAAAAAUGAAACUUUGAGAUUUUA
Molecule: messenger RNA, 6616 nt
Organism: Linum trigynum
Lineage: Eukaryota; Viridiplantae; Streptophyta; Magnoliopsida; Malpighiales; Linaceae
Source: the annotation of a GenBank genome assembly